This is a messenger RNA of Owenia fusiformis, 2007 nucleotides long. Lineage: Eukaryota; Metazoa; Annelida; Polychaeta; Sabellida; Oweniidae. The record is from the annotation of a GenBank genome assembly.
AAUACUUCAUUUAUGAAUAGAGAACAAUCCUGAAUUAAUUCAUUAUUAUACAAUCUUAAUUGUACUGAGAUCACAUUUGGAAAACAGAAUAUGGAAUAUCUGGAUGUUAUAGAUCCUGAUGUUGAACCAAUUAAAGAGCCACUUAAAGAGAGUUACAUAAGCAUUGCUUCCAAGCACCCAUUGAGCAGGUUAACACUGAAUGAAUGCAUGCAGGAACUGAAACAUGAUGACGAAGAAGCGUUUGUCUUUAUGAAUCCUGAUGCUAGCCGCCACAGUAGCAUCACAUACAAGAGAUGGGUGGCUCUGUCAGAAAACCUGGCUGUCAGUUUUGAUGAGAUUGGAGUCCGUCCUGGGGAUAUGGUCGUUGUGUGUGUACCUAAUUGUGAGGAAAUGGUUGUCUGUGUAGGGGGUCUUCUCCAUUGCGCUGCUGUACCUGUCUUUCUUACAUUUGGACUUAAAAGUGGGGAGGACAUUGUUGAACAGAUAAAAGAUGUCAAUGCGAAAGUUGCCAUAAUGUAUGUUGGUGAUGAUGCAUCAAUGAAUGGCCUGAUGACAAAGUUAUUCACAGAGGUACUUUCUGGGAAGACUGACCCUCGGAUGCCUGAACUUAGGCAUGUCAUCCUGAUAGGUGACAGUGAGAUCCCUAAAGGUGCGCUUCAUUAUAGAGCAUUAAUUACAGAGAAGUCGGAUGAGGAAAAGUUGAAAAUUGGUCCAACUGCAAAUGAACACGUUACCAUGGACAGUCCAUGUUGGAUCAAUUUAACGUCUGGCAGCACAGGCAAGCCAAAGUAUUGUGUGAUUAACCACAAAACUGCCAUAAAUAGCUCAUCCAGCCUAACUCGUCGUCUUUCCAAUGGACCAGACCGAGACAUCCACUUUAAUGACCGACCAUUAUCGUGGGCUGGUGGAUCACACUGUUUUGGCUUUGCAUUGGCUAUGCAUGAGAAAAUAAUAACUAUUAACGCAUGUUUUACAGUUGGGAACUCCAAUGCUGACAAUGUUUUAAAAAUGUUGCAAAAUGAAAAGGUAACAAAAGCAUUGUUGAUGCCGUAUCUUCUUUAUGAUGUGUCAAACAUGGCUGCCGCACAGGUGAAAGCAUAUGACCUAUCAUCAUUGAAAGUUGUAUGGACGAGUGGGCAGAGGAUAGAACCAGAUUUGCUUGACCGUGUCCAGUCACUCAUCCCAAUUGCCUUUAGCAUUAUGUUUGCUCAGACUGAAACCCUAAUGAUAAGUGCCACAUUCCCUUCUGGAGACUACAAGAAACAAAACAACACUACUGGUUAUGGCUUUCCAAACAUAGAAAUAGCAAUAAAAGAUAAAGCCAACGAAAUUGUGCCGAUCAAUACAGAAGGAGAGAUAUGUGUACGUGGAUAUAGCAACUUCAUCAGAUAUCUAAACAAUGAAGAAAAGACCCGGGAAACAAAAGAUGCAGAUGGCUGGGUGCAUACUGGAGACAUAGGUACAUUGACCCCGUAUGGUUAUGUCACUGUUGUUGGUCGAAUAAAGGAAUUCAUCAAACGUGGCACUGUGAUCGUCCACCCAGGUGGAAUUGAGAAAAUACUUCAUCAACAUCCAGCUGUGAUGCAAGCGUAUGUUAUAGGGGUACCAGAUCCAAGACUUUAUGAAGAACUUUGCGCAUGUAUUCAAGUCCGAGAUGAUCAGAGUCUAACAAAGAAUGAAAUUAAGGAAUGGUGUAAUGGUGUGUUCUCUGACAGAACAGCAGAUGGACUGAGUAAGGUCCCUAAAUAUUUCAUAAUCAUGGAAGACCUACCAAUUUUGGGUAAUGGUAAAAUAGAUAGACUUUCCUUGAAAAAGAAAGCUAUACGUGAGUUACAACUAUAAACUUAACAAAGAUGGAACUACAACUGCCAAAUAAUUACAUGGUGAAAGAAACUCAUCAGCUGAAACAGUUCAAAUUGGAGAAUCAUACUCAGUAGAACUUGUUUGUGAAAAUAAGUUGCUACAUCACCAUAAAUGGACCAUUGUUCUAGUAUAAUAUAAUAUAAU